This is a messenger RNA of Opisthorchis viverrini, 198 nucleotides long. RefSeq lists its product as hypothetical. The transcript has 3 exons. The record is from RefSeq and is a predicted model, not a curated record. Bases 1 to 198 code for a protein of 65 amino acids. NCBI's taxonomy places the organism in Eukaryota, Metazoa, Platyhelminthes, Trematoda, Opisthorchiida, Opisthorchiidae.
AUGGAGACCGGCGCUGGGGAGGGGGUCCUCGCCAAUUGCAACUCGCCAAGGCAUAAAUAUGGACGACCCCUAGCCUACUUAUUCUUCACGGUGGAGGACAUUCGUCAAUUCCUUGCGCUGGAUCAACCCGUUCCGCCUCUUAGAGCCAGACCACGUCCAUCUGGUGACGAAAUCGCCCCAGAUGACGGCGGGAGAUGA